GAGGAGGAGGGGGGAGUCCGGGCUCCGGCACGAGGCCGGGCGGAGCGAUGUGCGAGCAGGCGGCGCGGUAUUGCCGGGCCGGUGUGCACAGGCUGCUGCGGAAGCCGGCGCCGGCGCUGCGCGGGCUGGACGGGCUGCUGCGCUGGGUCGGGGCCAGGAUGAGCGACAAGGGCGUCGCCGACAGGGAGCUGCUCAGCUCGGGAGCCUCCGCGCAGAGGAAGGGCACCUCCGUCAUCCUCGAUAUUUUUAGAAGAGCUGACAAAAACGAUGAUGGAAAGCUGUCCCUGGAGGAGUUCCAGGCCUUUUUUUCUGAUGGGACACUCAACGAGGAGGAACUUGAGAAACUCUUCCACACCAUUGACUCAGACAACACAAACAAUGUGGACACGAAGGAGCUAUGUGACUAUUUUGCUGAUCACAUGGGAGACUAUGAAGACGUCCUGGCCUCACUGGAGACUCUGAACCUGUCCAUCCUGAAGGCAAUGGACUACACCAAGCGCGUGUAUGAGAGUGGCAGCAACGUGGACCAGUUUGUCACCCGCUUCCUGCUGAAGGAGACGGCCAACCAGACCCAGUCGCUGCUGAGCUCGGUGGAGAGCGCCGUGGAUGCCAUUGAUGAGCAGACCAACCCCUCCAGGCAGUGCCCUGGCCCAGCUGGUCUUGCUCUGACAGAGCCGUGGUACAACAGCCCUGUGCCCAGCUACGCACCCCCUGCCCGGAUUGUGCCUCAGGGCCACGGGAAGAGCAGCCAGAGUGGUGCCCCUGAGCCCAGGCAGGACGGGCUGGAGGGGCAGAUCGGGAGGUUGGCUGCACUCAUCAGCAGGCUGGAGGACAAGACUCUCUGGUUUGACCUGCACCAGCGGCUGUCAGACAGUGAGAGCACAGCCUGCAUGUACCUCCUGCUGGUGCGGGAUGAGAUGACGGUGUCACACAAGCACCUGGGCGAGUUCUGCAGCUCCCUGAAGCAGUACCUAAAGAGCGUAGCCGGGAUGCGGGAGUGCUUCCACGUCACUGCGGUCAAGCUGCCUGACGGAGUCACCUUCAUCGUCUAUGAGUUCUGGGAGACCGAGGAUGACUGGAAGAGGCACCUGCAGAGUGCCACCUGCAAGGACUUCCAGCAUGUAAAGGUGGACGCUCUGAGCCAGCCCGAGGCCAUCUCCAGCGUGGCUGUGCCAGCCGCCUGGUGCACCCUGAGCCAAGACUGACCAUGCAGGGACCUGGCUGUGCCCCCCACCCCCUUCCAGGAGCUGUUACCAGAGGGCAGUGUGAUUGUCACCUAUCUGCAGCAAAGGAACUCCCCUUGUCCCCCACUGGCAGCACCUCAGCUGCCCCACUCCUGGGGCACCUCUCCCCACACAGGGUGGGCUCUUUGGGGCCUGGGAGGGGGUGGUGAUUAGGUGGAUAUGGUGGGAGCAAACCCCUUGGUGUGCAGGAGGUACAUAUUGGUGUCUCUGAUAGGUAGACCCAGCACAAAGGAGGGAGGAGGGAUGGAGAUCUGUAGGGCACGUGGGAUCCCAGUGGGGUGGAGGUGGGGGCCUCACAGCCCCGGGGGUGGCUGCUCCCCUGGCCCAGGAGUCUGUAAGUCUGUGUGUGCCUGUCUGUCUGUCUGUGCACAGCCUGCCCCAUCCUGCCCAGCCCCAAGGGGGGAUGAGAGGGCCUCACAGGGUGUGUCCCCCUCUACCCAACUGUUUAUUAAUAGAGCAACAGAACUGAUGACACUGAAUAAACCAUGUGGGAGCCA
Messenger RNA from Coturnix japonica (Japanese quail), 1741 nucleotides. RefSeq names its product N-terminal EF-hand calcium binding protein 2 (gene NECAB2). NCBI's taxonomy places the organism in Eukaryota, Metazoa, Chordata, Aves, Galliformes, Phasianidae. Gene Ontology annotation, molecular function: calcium ion binding. Gene Ontology annotation, cellular component: cytoplasm. Gene Ontology annotation, biological process: regulation of amyloid precursor protein biosynthetic process. The record is from RefSeq and is a predicted model, not a curated record.